This is a messenger RNA of Mus caroli (Ryukyu mouse), 10592 nucleotides long. It is a transcript of the gene Atxn1, whose product is annotated as ataxin 1. Gene Ontology annotation, cellular component: nucleus. The record is from RefSeq and is a predicted model, not a curated record. Lineage: Eukaryota; Metazoa; Chordata; Mammalia; Rodentia; Muridae. Gene Ontology annotation, molecular function: protein binding; RNA binding. Gene Ontology annotation, biological process: negative regulation of transcription by RNA polymerase II; nervous system development.
GGAGGAGAGAGCAGAGUAUACCGCAGACAUCAUUUCUACUACAGUGGAGGAGCCGUACAGGACCUGUUUCACUGCAGGGGGAUCCAAAACAAGCCCUGUGGAGCCGCAGCUAGAGCUACAGCAGCCGCAGGACACUGUGUCUCUCCCUCUGUUACCCCUUCCCCACGCAACCCCAGAUCCAUUUACACUUUACAAAGCAUCCUGCACCGUGCAACAAGUACAAGGGCGGUCCCUUCAAGCUGCAGAUCUGUCUGUCAUCCAACAGUCUCUUCCUCCACUCCCUCCACAGGGAAGGGUGUCACCUGUCAGAUUGCAGCAUCCUGGAACAGAAUGAAAGGAUCUGUGUUGAAACAGCUACAGUAGGGUUGCAGUAGACCCUGAGAAAAACAGAGUGGACUUCAGCCUGCACGGAUGAGCUUGAAGCAGGAAUGGUUUGGGGUUCAGGCCUCUUACACUGAAUUUCUCUACUGCCACCCUUUCUACUCAAGCAACAUCUUCAAGAAAAGAUCUCUCGGGAAGGAAGUGGCUGCUUGUGGCUUUGCACUGUGAUGAAGGCAAAUGGUACAGUUUUCCAAAGAAAUUAGACCAAAACUUUCUUCUUGAGAAGAAACAAACCUGCUGUUGGCAGAGGGUAUUUCUAACCUCUCUGCGAAAGAAAGAAAGACACCACCAAAACCUGGGCGGCCCAGCUGCUGAGGGAAGUUUCCAUGGUGAAGUCUCAGGGAGGCUUCCUGGGAGCAGAGCAUAGUGAAUGCUAAUCCGGAGCUGCCACUGCCAGCUUAAAGAACCCACGGGGAGAUGAUUCCCCAUGAAGGGCCUGGAUCCCCUACAGAAAUCCAAUGUGACUCUCUGUUUAUCAGACUAAAACCAGAGCCGGCCAGCCAGUGAAACAGCCACCGUGGAGGGGGGACGGCGAAAAAUGAAAUCCAACCAAGAGCGGAGCAACGAAUGCCUGCCUCCCAAGAAACGUGAGAUCCCUGCCACCAGCCGGCCCUCAGAGGAGAAGGCCACUGCUCUGCCCAGCGACAACCACUGCGUGGAGGGUGUGGCCUGGCUCCCCAGCACCCCUGGCAUCCGCGGCCAUGGGGGUGGGCGGCACGGGUCAGCAGGGACUUCCGGGGAGCAUGGUUUACAAGGAAUGGGUUUACAUAAAGCACUGUCCGCAGGGCUGGAUUACUCCCCACCCAGUGCCCCCAGGUCAGUCCCCACAGCCAACACGCUGCCCACCGUGUACCCUCCUCCUCAGUCAGGGACCCCGGUGUCUCCUGUACAGUACGCCCACCUUUCGCAUACCUUCCAGUUCAUUGGGUCCUCCCAAUACAGUGGGCCUUACGCGGGCUUUAUCCCUUCCCAGCUGAUCUCCCCAUCAGGCAACCCGGUCACCAGUGCAGUAGCCUCAGCUGCAGGGGCCACCACUCCAUCACAGCGCUCCCAGCUGGAGGCUUAUUCCACCCUGCUGGCCAACAUGGGCAGUCUGAGCCAGGCACCAGGACAUAAGGUUGAGCCCCCUCCGCAGCAGCACCUCGGCAGGGCUGCAGGAUUAGUCAACCCGGGGUCCCCUCCUCCACCCACCCAGCAGAACCAGUACAUCCAUAUUUCCAGUUCUCCACAGAGCUCUGGGCGGGCGACAUCUCCCCCACCCAUCCCGGUCCACCUCCAUCCCCAUCAGACGAUGAUCCCUCACACACUCACCCUGGGGCCUUCGUCCCAGGUGGUUGUGCAAUACAGUGAUGCCGGAGGCCACUUUGUUCCUCGAGAGUCCACCAAAAAAGCCGAGAGCAGCAGGUUGCAGCAGGCUAUGCAAGCCAAGGAAGUCCUGAAUGGGGAGAUGGAGAAGAGCCGGAGGUAUGGGGCGUCAUCUUCUGUGGAGCUGAGCCUAGGCAAGGCAAGCAGCAAGUCAGUGCCUCAUCCCUAUGAAUCCAGGCAUGUGGUGGUCCACCCAAGCCCAGCAGACUACAGCAGUCGUGAUACCUCCGGGGUCCGUGGAUCUGUGAUGGUUCUGCCUAACAGCAGCACACCCUCAGCCGACCUGGAGGCCCAGCAGACCACGCAUCGAGAGGCCUCCCCAUCCACCCUCAAUGACAAGAGCGGCCUGCACCUAGGGAAGCCGGGCCACAGGUCUUAUGCGCUGUCCCCCCACACGGUCAUUCAGACCACACACAGUGCAUCGGAGCCUCUCCCGGUGGGCCUACCAGCCACGGCCUUCUACGCUGGCACUCAACCUCCUGUCAUCGGCUACCUGAGCGGCCAGCAGCAAGCAAUCACCUAUGCUGGUGGUCUGCCGCAGCACCUGGUGAUCCCAGGUAACCAGCCCCUGCUCAUCCCGGUGGGCAGCCCUGACAUGGACACGCCUGGGGCAGCCUCGGCCAUCGUGACGUCAUCACCCCAGUUUGCUGCAGUACCUCACACGUUUGUCACCACCGCCCUGCCCAAGAGCGAGAACUUCAACCCGGAGGCUCUGGUCACCCAGGCUGCCUAUCCAGCCAUGGUGCAGGCCCAGAUCCACCUGCCGGUGGUGCAGUCCGUGGCGUCCCCCACCACGGCGUCUCCCACGCUGCCGCCAUAUUUCAUGAAAGGCUCCAUCAUACAGCUGGCCAACGGGGAGCUGAAGAAGGUGGAAGACCUGAAGACGGAGGAUUUCAUCCAGAGUGCAGAGAUUAGCAAUGACCUCAAGAUCGACUCCAGUACUGUGGAGAGAAUCGAGGAGAGCCACAGCCCCGGGGUGGCCGUGAUACAGUUUGCUGUUGGUGAACACCGAGCCCAGGUCAGUGUCGAAGUUUUGGUAGAGUAUCCUUUUUUUGUAUUUGGACAGGGCUGGUCAUCCUGCUGUCCUGAGCGGACCAGCCAGCUCUUUGAUCUGCCGUGUUCCAAACUCUCUGUUGGAGACGUCUGCAUCUCGCUCACCCUCAAGAACCUGAAGAAUGGCUCUGUUAAAAAGGGCCAGCCUGUGGACCCUGCCAGCGUCCUGCUGAAGCAGGCAAAGACCGACAGCCUGGCUGGCAGCAGACACAGAUACACGGAGCAGGAAAACGGAAUCAACCAGGGAAGCGCCCAGGUGCUCUCUGAGAAUGGCGAACUGAAGUUUCCAGAAAAAAUAGGAUUGCCUGCAGCACCCUUCCUCAGCAAAAUAGAACCGAGCAAGCCCACAGCCACAAGGAAGAGGAGGUGGUCGGCGCCGGAGACCCGUAAACUGGAGAAGUCGGAGGAUGAGCCACCUUUGACUCUUCCCAAGCCUUCGCUCAUUCCUCAGGAGGUUAAGAUCUGCAUCGAAGGCCGAUCUAACGUGGGCAAGUAGAGACCGUGCGGGCAGCGGAGGCCCGGGCCUCCUUUUGCUGUCUGUAUCCAGAUUACUGUACUGUAGGCUAAGUAACACAGUAUUUACAUGUUACAUCCUCUUUAGGUUUGUAUUCUAACCUUGUCAUUAGAGUCAAACAGGUGUAUCGCAGGAGACUGGUGCGUUUGCAUUGUCUGCAAGGGUCUGUUGAGGAGCUGGUGGGUGGAGGAUGGUCAGAACCGUGUCCGUGGAGCUCCGGGGUAUCCUUGGUGGCCCUGAAUGUGGCUUCAUCAGCCCCUGCCUUCUCCGGCAGCUCACAGAGUCGAGGGGCAUCAGUUCCCGCUGGUUUCAAGAGCAAACACAGUGGGAAGUAUCCUGCAAGGGAGUGUCUGGGUGUGCGUCCCUUGUGAAGGAGUGCGAGUGAGGGUGUCUCUUUCUCUGCCUCUGUCUCCCUCACUUGCUCCCUCUCAGUGUGGGGUUGGGGGACCUGGGUUUCCCUCCUGCAAAGUCAUCAGGAACCCAGCUUCCAGGCAUUGUAGGGAGGCAUCAGACAGGCAGAUGGGAAACUAGUUUCAAAGAACAUGGUUCUCUCCAACAUAUUUUACAAUAAAAAGCAACUUUUAAUCAUAGAUAUAUAGAUAUAUAUAUAUAUAUAUAUUUCCCCCCAUGGGGCCUGACUGCACUGAGGUUUUUUUUGUUUUGUUUUGUUGGUUUUUUGUUUUUGUUUUUGUUUUUUUAAGAGCAGCUGCCACUUGCAGGAUUUCAUUUCUGCUUUACCCGGUCCAGUCCAGUGACAUCAUCAGUCGUCAUGGUGGGCAGGGAAAGUCCUUGCUCAGGUCACUCCUGGUCAGGCAGGUAGCAGUGGGGCGGGAGGGACAGAGGGAGCACCCACACUGGUUUCUGUGCAGUGUUAGGAAAAGCAAUCAGGUUACUUGCAUUGAUUUUUGGCUUCCAAGAAGGAAAAUGCAAGCCCUGCUUCCCGAGAGAGACAGCUUCUCCGAGCUGUGCCGGCAGCAUCUUUUCUAUAUUUUAGGUCUAGUACUGUUCAUGACUAUGGACAACUUGGGUGCCGCUUUUUUUUUUCCCCUCAAUCCCAGUGUAACAUGAGGAGUUAGAUCUGGAAGAUGCUACUCUGUUACUUUAUCUCGCAAACAGUUAAAAAUGCUGUGCAGGCUUCUUAACCAAGCAUCUUGGUCUGUCAUUCAACAAGUACUGUAUCUCACUUUCGACUCUUUUUGGGAAAAGAAAAGAAAAGAAAAAAAAAAAGACAAACCUAGGUUGCUUUUGUUUUUGUUUUUUCUUCUCAACACUGUAACUACACUUCAGCUCUGCUCACAAGCCAGCAAUCGAAAACUCCAAUCUGGUUUAAAGGGAUGAAUGUGAAGUACGAACUAGCCCGUGACAAUAUAUGACUACCGAGUACUACCUGACGGCAGGCACUUGUCACUUUGAUGUUGGAGAAAGAGUUAAAGGCAUAUGCAGAGUUGGCAGAGAAACUGAGACAAGACACAGAGGAAAAGACACUCGGUUGUGUCCAGUGUUUUUAGGACGAACUCCUAAAGAACUUUGCGAUUUGCACAUCUUGAGUUUAUAAUUUGUGUGAUAUUCCUGCAGUUUUUAUCUAAUAACAUUGUGGGAAAGGUUUGGGAGGGUUACAAGAGCAUAAGUAAAUGUAGCAAAAUUACUUUCUAACCUGCCUAGACCCUAGGCCCUUCUUAGAAGGUUCUGUCCCCUUUGAGACUUCAUUUUGUCAUUUACCACAUCUGUCACCAGAAGCCAGGUCUGAGGGUCUUCUUCAGCGCCAUUGAGUUUCCCAUAUAGACAUUUUACAUAUAUGAGCAAGUAUUUUCAUUUCUGGAAAAAAAAAGUGUUAAUUUUUUUUUUUAAAGAAACUUAGGUUUCUAUUUGAAAUCCAACUAGGAUUUAACGUUUGGUACAAAACUCCAGAAAGGAUAUUUUCAUAAAGUCACAAGUUUUCAUUCCCAGAGGCCAAAAUAUCAUUUGUGGGUUCUGAGUGUGUCUUAAAGUACUUUAAACCUAGUUUUAUAAAUAGGGAGAAGUUUUUAAACAUUCUUACUUGGCUUGCUACAACUAACCUAAGUAAGUACUUAUUUGACUUUUCUUUUUAGCAAUUUAAAAAGAAAAGAUUUCUUCCAUUUCUCAAAAUAGGAAAAAAAAAAAAAAAGACCCUCCCCUGGCAACCUGCAUAUUGGCUAUUCAGUCUCCAUUUACAGUGGCAUUUGUUGCAACUAAUGAUCUUUUUCCAGACCAUUUUCUGGGAUAUACCAAACACCUUUGAGUAGGUCCAGAAUAGCUGGCCUCUCCCUAAACUUCAUCGCCCUCUCUGCCCGCUAGCAGAGCUGGGUGAGCCCAUUCUUGCAAUCAGAUGCUUAUUUAGUGCUGUGAUCCUUUUGUUUUAUUUUAUUUUUUUAAUCUUUCUGUUCAGAGACCUUGCUUGAUCUUCCCUAUAUCUGCUCAGGGCACUGGCACUUACUAGGUUUUCGGUUUUGUUUUGUUGUUUUAUUUUGUUUUAAUCUCCAAUGGUGAGAGGACUAGGAGGUUGCCACAGAGGUGCUGUGUGCCAGUUAUCUACAACAGCCCCUGUGAGCUCAGAAAACACACACACACACACACGCACACACACACACACUCUGCUCUCUGGCUAACUCCGAGGAUUGAACUGACUGCAUCCACUAAGCCGACACUAAAACAGGUAAAAACACACAUGGCUCAGAGCAAUAGGAAUAUCAUAACUUGUGGUUCUAUUUCAGGUAUAGGAAUUAUACAAAUCAUUGAUUCUUCCGAAGCAUUCGUCCCAUCUCGUUCUCUGGCUCCAUUAGCAUGUGCAAUACUUUGUGUGCCAAUAGUGUGCUAUCUAGUUAAAGUUCAUUCCCUUUUGGCCUUUUCCUUGUUCGGUGGGCUGACCUUUCUUCCCCUCGCUGGCCAGAGAAAGGCUGGAGGAGUGAGCCGGGAGAGGCGAGCCCCUUCCAUUUCUCCUUAACACCGAUGGAUGCAGAGUGCUAGGGUAGGCAGCCUAUGGGAGCCUGUGUGUGUCUGUCACCAGGACACAGUGAGAGCCAGCCAAGGAGACCUGAGGGAAGCACUUUGAAGGUCCAUCACCACACUCGGCAAAGGCCCCUCGCUCUGUAGUGAAGCCGGAACGGAGCCAGGAGGCAGAGUGGCUCCUAGGACAAACUCUGGAGCGGUAUGGUCUUCAGUCAACUCAUUUUCAGUCUCUUCUGUGUCCUUGAGACUUUGAUCCCUGCCUUUGACACAAGCAACUUAUUGCAUAUGUGUGUGUUCUGAGCAUGCCCACCAGUGGCUUUGGAGGGGACCACCUGGCAACCACAGUCACCAUUCCCUUGGGACAGCUUUCUCUUCAAACAGGAAGACCACACAGAGGCAGGAGCCACCUCUUAUUUGCAGACAUUGGUGGGGCCCUCCAGGCUCCCGGAGCACCUUCGGUCAACUGCGUAGGGAGCACAGUCAUAGCAGUGCCCUUAUUGGACAAGGAUCAGCCACGCGCCUCUGUACCUGUCCUCUUUGCAAUAUUUACCAUCAGCCGUCUUUCCUUCUUCUCUUUCCUGCUUUCCAUUUUAAAACAAAGUAACAGCAGGCCUUUUUGUGUUUACAACGAACACAAUCACCAAGAAAUUAGUCAGGGCAAAAAGAAAACAUAGUAAUAUUACUCAUAAGAAAUCAGCAAACAAGAACCUCUUUCUAGGGAUUUCUAAAUACACAAGGUGACUGUUCCUUAGACUGUUUAACUUUAGAAUUAUUUCAGUUUGUCUGGGCCACCUUGGGGGUCAGUGGGAUGGGGUGGGGACUGGGGGGGGGGAGAGAAGGCCAGGGAUACCACUUACCUCAAAUCUUUUUAAAAGUGGAAAUCCAAAUUGCAUUUGGGGGAGGGUGGGGAGGGGGGACUUGCAGGAUAAUCGUCUAUGUUGGUCACAUUUUGCUUUUCUGGAUUCAUCCAACUCAGUUUGGGAUGGCCUGAUGUUUGUGGUGGUGGCAACAGAACGUCCUUAACUCUGAACCCCGACCUUGUAUGUUUUCUGUUAGGUGAGCUUGUUGGGUUCCUCCCCUCCCCCCUUACCCCAUAAGGAAGUGGCAGUGUCCUUCCUUCUCCCUUGCAAGGAACCCUGCAGAACCUUCCACACCUCUUACUCAGGGAUGGGGCUGGUGUGUGUGUGUGGAACACAGAUGUGUUCAGCAACAGCACUUUGGACUGCUCUGGAGUAGGGUUGUACAAUUUCAAGGAAUGUUUGGAUCUCCCCGCACCGUGUGGAUUGCUCCUUAGCUACUGCACCGAUUGCAAUAUAAAUGCUGCACGUUCAAGACGAGCAGUAGCUCCUCGUAAUCAGAAGAAAAAAAAUAUAUCCAUUCUUUGCACAUAGUUUGAUCUUUACUGAAAUAUGUUGCCAAAAUCUGUUUUUGUUCUAGCUUUGUAUCUUUUCGUUUCUUUCUCUCUCUCUCUCUCUCUCUCUCUCUCUCUCUCUCUCUCUCUUUUCUUUUAAGGAAACAAUUGAGGAUACCUUGUAACAUCUGUGACUACUGAGGAAACCUAUUUUGUAGAUAGAUGCUUUCGAAGACACUAACACCUAUUUCAGACAAGGGUGAGGAGGCAGAGCUCUUGGGAUAGAAAGCCAGACUUUGUAAGUUGAGUUGGUUGGCAUGGCAACUGUUUCCUGAGCCACAAGCCCCUCAACCAACUGGUCUGCUCUCUCUUGAGAGCCCUUCGCUCCUCAUUUCCCAGUCACCCCCUUUGACUCCAGGGGAAUACAGGGCCUCCAGUCUCCGGGUCCGAUCCAGUUUCUUUGGUGGUUGAGAUGAACAGCAAGAGAAUCAUAUUUUGUUGUUUUAAAAGUGGAGCAAAGGCCUUUGCAUCCACAGUUGUGUUUUGAUGCCAGGAUUUCCGAAAUAGAAAAUUUAAGGAAAAAUCGAGUAAUAACUAUAGAGAAUCUACUUUUCUUUUAAUAAAGCACAUGGGUAUGACCUGUUGAGUUGGGUUGGUUUUCUCCUGUCCAUGAACAGUGUUGUAUUUCUGUUCCUAAGGCAACUCGAAACAGUUUGCACACCUCUACUCUGGAGCUGGGAUUUCUUUCAUAGAUGACCUCGCUUCAAAUGUUACCUUACUGAUAGGCUUUUUCUUGUAGCGCUAUACCUUGUGGGAAGUUUUUUUGUUUUGUUUUGUUUUUUUCUUUAAAGUACACCCAAUUUGAGCAGCUGGGGGGUGGGGGAGGGAGGGUUGAGGCACUCACUUUGGGGGUGGGAGGGUUACAGAUAAUUUUUUUAAAAAAAAUUGCACAAAAGAAAAAUGAAUGUUGAAAUGAUUCAUUCAGUGUUUGAAAGAGACAGAUCUGUUGAAACUAUGAGUUUCAUAUUUUGUGUGUAAAAAAAAAAACAAAAAAACAAAACAAAAAAACAAAACAGAGGAGGGGUUUGAAAGUUACAUGUUUGGGGGUUUAUUUUUCCUGUAUAUAGCAAUUUGUUGUCUUGAUCAUCAAAUUUGUAUGGUUAUGGCCUGGAAGAAUUAUGAUGUCAGAGGCUCUUCAACUAUACCGUACCUAUGCUUACUGUUCUGUUUUUGUUACACACGGCUCUUGUGUGAAGGAUGGGGGAACUCUGUAUUCCGCUAUUUGAGGAUACUGUCCAUUCCUAGGCCGAAAGUACUUCCCUAAGUUCCCUUCUUAAGCCAUUGCAACUUUACUUUGGAUGAUGUCUGACAUUUUCAGCACUUCCUGUUCCUAUCAACCCAAAGAAUAUAAUCCUGAACAUGAAGUGUUUCUAAAAGGGAUCCUCCUUCCCAGUAGACAGAAAAAAGUCGAGCCUUUCUUCUGCCUCCCACCCCAGACCUCAUUCCUACAGGGGUAAAACACCCAUUUUGGCUUGAAUGCCUGGCUUUCGUUUAGAUGUUUCUCAAGUAGAGGCCAGACGAAAUGCAGAACGGUUUCUCAGAGUUAUAUUCCUGUUCAGCAGAUGCGCUGGGUGGUGCAAACCAGACAGCGUGGGGGCAGUCAACAGACCCUACCUUUGAUUCUUCAAUUUGGGUUCAUGUCCGCUCCCUUAAGGCGCAAGUUCUUAUUGCUUAGAUUGACCUUGACAAAGGCAGAAGCGAGACAUCGGGUCAGCUUUUCACAUCCUGACACAUGCAUACAGGAACUUCACCUGUAUUCAGAUGAAGUGUGUUUGGCCAAUAGAUACCGUCUACAUGAUACCAGUCUCUAAGAACUUCCCUAACACUUUUUAACUGAAAGGAGUUAAGUCUUCCACUACAAAUCACUUGGAGACUCCAUCCACGCAUGUCUUCUUGUCCCUUUGCUGCCUGGAUGGCUCAUGUGAAGGCCUGUGUGGGAAGCACUGUUUACAGUAACCCUUACCAAGAUAACAUACUGUCCCCUAGACUACCGAGCUGAGGUGACACUGGCUUAGAACUGUUGGAGUGAAAGAUCAGUUACUAAGAAGGUUGGUGCACAGGUUUUCUCCAGUUCUUACAGGAGCCCCCUGCUCGGAAGUUAUCCUCCAGUCCAAGGGUGGGAUGAACUGUUGAGUCCAUGAUGAGGCGUAACCAUGGCAACCCACCAUAGUCCCAUUCUGUGACUACUGCCCCCCCCAACCCACACUGCUCAAGUGUGACCCCAGGUAGUGUCAGCAGAAAGGGGGUUGCGGUGGAGUCCUGUCAGUAUUUAUGGUGGCCUUUCGGUAAGACAGUCUACAUCUCUAACCAGUGGAGUCUUGGCCCUCCAGAACCUGAGAUCUGCACCAGUUGAAGGGUUUUAACAUCAGGUUUCCACACCCUCCAAUUUCCAUCCAUUGCCUCCCCACAGGCCAAGCGGAAACAGACACCAAAACUUGGGCUGAGGGCACUACCAUGUGGAGAACUAGGGAAAACAAAUUUUUUUUUUUUUUGCACCUUAUUGAAAAGAAACUUUUAAGUGCAUACAUAGUUAAGAGCUUUUAUCGUGACAGGAGAACGUUUCCAUAUGCGUGCAUACUCUCUGUAAUUCCAGUGUAAAAUGUUGUAUUUGCACUAGCUUUUUUAAAACAAAUAUUAAAAAAAUGGAAGAAUUCAUAUUCUAUUUUCUAAUCGUGGUGUGUCUAUUUGUAGGAUACACUCGAGUCUGUUUAUUGAAUUUUAUGGUCCCUUUCUUUGAUGGUGCUUGCAGGUUUUCUAGGUAGAAAUUAUUUCAUUAUUAUAAUAAAACAAUGUUUGAUUCAAAAUUUGAACAAAAUUGUUUUAAAUAAAUUGUCUGUAUACCAGUACAAGUUUAUUGUAUAAUACUCGUACUACUAAUAAAAUAACAGUGCCAAUUGCAAA